This is a messenger RNA of Pelobates fuscus (common spadefoot toad), 6440 nucleotides long. RefSeq names its product caspase 8 associated protein 2 (gene CASP8AP2). Gene Ontology annotation, molecular function: transcription corepressor activity. The transcript has 10 exons. Gene Ontology annotation, biological process: Fas signaling pathway; extrinsic apoptotic signaling pathway via death domain receptors. NCBI's taxonomy places the organism in Eukaryota, Metazoa, Chordata, Amphibia, Anura, Pelobatidae. The coding region runs from base 152 to 6286 and encodes 2044 amino acids. Gene Ontology annotation, cellular component: PML body; mitochondrion. The record is from RefSeq and is a predicted model, not a curated record.
AGUGGCGGACCCCCGGUUUCCUCGCUGUCCCGGGACCGGUGUGCGGGAGGAGGCGGCACGUUGGAGAAGUUCGUUUUGCAGGUGGUGGACCUGGGCCGGAACGGGGAAUCCAGGCCUAGGGGAGGAGCUGUUGGAGAUGUAAGCCUGCAAAAUGGCAGAAAAAUGUAACACAAACGAAGACCUUGACAUGAUUAGUUUUUUUGAUGUUUGUAGCUCUCCAGCAAAAAGUGAGGCCAGUUCCCUGGAUAUAUACGAUGGAUUGGAUACAACAUUUUCAGGAGAACUUCCAGAAUCCAGCACACCUUCAAGGGACUGCCUUGACUUAUAUGAGGAGAUUAUUACAGAAGAAGUUGCUGCAAAAGAAGCUUCGUUCAAUGAUUUGCAAUCUGAGUAUGAAAAGUGUCAGAAAAAAAUGAAAAUCCUAAUAAGAAAAUUCAAGGAAAUACAAUUACAGAACACAAACUUGCAGAAUGAAAAUCAGUGCUUGAAGAAGAAUAUUUCAGCUCUCAUAAAAACAGCAAGAGUCGAAAUUACUCGCAAACAGGAAGAAAUUGACCAGCUCACCCAGAGUUUAUUGGCAUCUUCUAGGAUACGUGGUGGCUAUCCCAUUCCUGCACUGAUAAAGAGCUCGCAUGUGAUGAAAUCAAAAGUUGACACGAGGUGCAGAGACUUGAGAACAAAGAAUGUGGAGAAUGUUGUAAGAACUGAAGUUAAAGACCAAGUCCAUUCUUCUGAAGGAACUAUGUGUACUAAUGCCAGUAAUAUUUCUGAAAAAGAGACUUGUGAUACUUCAUCUAGAGAUUCUAGAGCAAAGAAUGUUGAUAGUACUGUAAGAACCGCGUUUAAAGUUCAAGGCCAUUCUCCUGAAAGCAAAAAAUAUCGCAACUUUACUAAAUGUACUUCUGAAAGCGCAAAAAAUGUGGAGAGUGUUAUAAGAACUGACAUUUCAAUCCAAGACAUUAACUCUGAAGGCAAUAUUUGUGGUUAUUCCAGUAAAAAUACUUCUGAAAAGGAAACCAUGGAGGCAAUCAUUACUGGCUCACGAUCAACACAUUUGGAAAGUUUUAUAACUGAAGUUAAAGCACAAAGCAGUUCUUCUGAAAGCAAUAUAUAUAAUAAUAUUAAAAAAAAUAUUUUAGAAAAGGAUAAGUUAUCAGAUUCUGCAGAAAGUAGUAUGCAAAGUACCCCAAAAUGUUCAAAUAUUAAGCUACACAUGGAAAGUUUAGAAUCACCUUUACAGAAGCUGAUGUCUGAGUGUCACCAAGACGCAAAGGACAAGAAAACAAGGAAAGAAAAGGACACCGAUUACCGGGUUAAGGACAAUGACCAAAGAAGGCGAAAGGAGGAACGGCAGUAUACGAACAGUACUUUAGCAAAUAAAAACAGAAGCUUUGACCUUAGGGACAAGUUACAAGAGUGGAGUUCAAACAGAGGAAAAAGUGAAGGUGGGCAAGAAAGCCGAAACACAAAGUCUGAUAUGAAUUAUGACAUAAGCACUAGAAAAUGUUUUACUUCAAGCUCUUGUGACAAACCAGGCACUUCACGAGAGAGAAAGCAUUUUAGAGAUGAAUCACAUCAAAGAGAGAGGCAUAAAAACACCUGUGAGAAUUCAGAACGCAAGAGGGAGUCUAGAAAUAAGAGAGACAGAGACACAGAUUAUAGAAAGAGAUCAGAAGAAACAGAAGAUAAUCUGCUGCGAAGGUCUAAACGAACUCCAGUUUCAUAUUCCAAUGACGAAAAAUCCUCAAAUUCACACUGUGAUUUCAAUGAUCAAAGGAAUAGUGAUCCUGCUGGAAAAGAAAAGCACUUAUUUCAGUAUAAUAAUGAAAUUAAGUCAUCAUACAAUAAAGAAUCAAAUUCAGGCGUGCAUAAUAAAAAUGAAAUGAUCACCCCUAAAAAUAAGAAUAUCCGAGAAAACAAAAGUACAAAACAUGAUCGCGAUAAAAGAGGUGAUGAAAAAAAACGGUCACAACAGGAUCGAGAUCUAGGCAAGAAUGAAAGUAAAGAAUACAAGGAAAACAAUGACAAGGAAAAAAUUACCACUCAAUCUCCAAAUAAAAGACACCAUACAAAUAUCUAUGUAACAGAACAGCCUAGCAUUUCUGGGAGCAGAAGUACAAUUCAUAUCGAGAAAGAGUCACUUGGUGACAAACAACCAAAUACCAAGAAAGAUUUAAAGUUGUCUUUUAUGGAAACUCUUAACCUAACGCUUUCUCCUGCAAAAAAGAAUUCUCAGUGUGAAGUGGACACAACUUUACCUGACAUAAAAUGCAAUACCAGUGUAUCAAAAGUGAUUAUAGAGUCAUCUCUUGAUAUAUGUCUAGGAAGUACAGAGGAACCAAACUCCAAACCGCAUUUAGGUAGCACUUUGAAUGCGGUCUCAAAAACAGAUGUAGAAUUACAGCAUUUAAAUAGCUCUAGAGAUGCUGUCUCGAAAACCAGUUUGCUAAAACCUCACUCGGAUGUCUCUCGAGAUGGUUCAAAGACUAAUGCACCAAAAGAGCAUUUAGGCAGCGCUAGAGAAGCGGUCUCAAAGACUGAUGCACCAAAAGAGCGCUUAGACAGCUCUGGAGAUGUUGUGUCAAAGACUGAUGCACCAAAAGAGCAUUUAGACAGCCCUGGAGAUGCUGUCUCAAAGACUGAUGCACCAAAAGAGCAUUUAGACAGCCCUGGAGAUGCUGUCUCAAAGACUGAUGCACCAAAAGAGCAUCUAGACUGCCCUGGAGAUGUUGUGUCAAAUAUGGAUACACCAAAAGAGCAUUUAGACAGUCCCAUAUAUCCAGAUUUAAAAAUGGAUGUACAAAGUACAACUGAAGAGAUGAAAGUUGAUUUUAAAUUAAAAGAGACCGCUUCAUGUGACUCUGAAAGCAUUGCAGAUCAACCAGAGAAUAAUGGGAAAAUUAUGCAGACACAAGUUCUUGAAGGUGCCUUACAAACGACUGUUGCAGGAACCAAUGCAACUCCUACAAAAAUAUCUCAAACUUAUCUCAUACGUGAAGCUGAUGACGUGUGUUCACUAAGCCCUCAGGAGGUGGAGAACGGUAGUUUUGUAGAUCUUGUAGAACUGGGGUCCUUUAUUGAAAUUGACAAAUGCAGUGGAAGUGAUAGCCCUCUGCCGUCUAAUACAAGCAAAGACGUUAUUAUUGACCUCUGCCAGGAAGAGGACUCCUCUGAUGAUGCUGACAACAAUACAAACAAUUCCAAGUCAAGUGUAAAUGAGAGGUCAAAAGGUAUAUAUAAAUCCUCAAAUAUUGAUCUUAUAGACGUAAACAAGCAAGGAGCCGAAUAUAAAUCUGACGAGGAAAGCUCCAUAAUGAGCAUUGACUUAAAUGUUCUGAGGAACAUUCCUAAAGUCAUCAGCCCUCUGACCAGCCCAGAAAAGCCUUUAGGCAAGCUGCACAAAGUUAAGGGCACAGCAACGGCUUCUAUAGUGAGAGUUUUAAAGAAAGAGUACUCACCGGAUACUAAUACUAGCAUUGUAUGUGCAUCAUUGUCUAAAGAGCUCAACAAGGAGAAUUGCCAACCAGAAAGCAAGAUGGAUACAGCCUGUGGAAAGUAUUCCCCUAUACAAAUUUCAUCCGAUGAAGUAGAGGAAGGGGAAAUUAUAAGUGACGAGGAAGAAUCUUUAAAAACUGAAGAAAAAGAAAUGCCUCCAGACCGUACAAGUCCAAAGCAAACUAUUAUUGCAGAGAAAGUUAAGCAGAGUCCAACUCCAGCAGUUUGCAAAAGAGAUGUGGCACCUUCAUUCAACCACAAUAGAAUUGUGACCCCUGAAAGAAAAAACGCCUCUAAGACUAAGGAAAAGACAAAAACUAGAAAUAAGACCAAAUUAAUACCGUUACCAGAAAAUAUGAGGAAAAAACUUAAUGACUCUUGCCUUGAAGGCGUUGUUAAUAUUGUCCAACCAUCAAAUGUACAGGAUGUACUUCAAAUGUUACAUGCCGUUAGAAUGCACAUGAGAGUAAAGUACAUGAAAUUUAAGAUUCAGGUUUCAUUUCGCCAGUUCCAUAGAGUUAUUGAAAAUGGAUGCUUAUAUUUUAUAACCCUUAUAAAGAGCCUGGACUGGUCUCCUAUAUGUUCAACACCUGACAAUGUGAAAAAGUCUUUAUGUAAAUGCAUAGAAUCCAAGUUUAACCAGAUUAAAGAAAAUAUGACUGUAGAUCAUAUUUUUGAACAGCAUCUCAUAGACAUGAAAAAAAAGCUUUGGAUAUUUGUAGAUGAGCAGCUGGACAGUUUGUUUGACACACUUACAGCAAUGCUUACAAAACAUUGUGACAAAGCCACCCCUGAGUGUAAUGGUGAUGACAGCAAGGUGUCCACUAAGUCUUCUGCAAAUAAGAAGAAAUCUCCUGUCCAUGCAAAAAGCCAUCAAAAAGCAAGUCCCAAAACAGCUCACGCUCGCUUAUUUAAAAAAAUAUUUGGCUCUGAAUCAUGUUUAAGGCUAGGGAAACCUGAAAAGAAGAGUGAAACAAACAUUACUUCCAAUAAACAACUGAUUGUUCCUACGAAAAAGCUGACCUCUCCAAAGGCAGUGCGUAAGGAUCCUCCACUAAGCGAUAUCAGGAAUGGUGCUGCACAUUUAAACACUGUGAACCCAAAGUUCUCAAGAGAUUCUCACCUUAAAGACCCUGUUUCUACUGAAGACCAAUCCCAAAACAAUUCUUCUGGUUUGUCCUUUAAUUUAGUAAGUGAUGACCAUAUGGGUGACCUAUUUAAAACAUUGUUGGAUAAUCUAGAUCAGGUGGAAGAAACUAAAGUGAAGAAUGAAAACCUAUGGGAGUGUGCUUCGCCAAAGAAAAACUUAUUAGCUCAGAAAUGUGAAAUUGUAAAUGUUACGAUAGAAGAGACAACCCCUAUCAAAGAUUAUUGGCACCCUCCUUCUUUAUCAUCGAGCAUAUUGUCUAGGUAUAAUUCGUUACUUCACCCAGAUGUCUUGGAUGAAAGUUGCAUGUUGGAGAUUCCUAGCAGUGCUACAUCUACCAAGAGUAUUGGAAGCUCUGAUGAUCGGUCUAAAUCCUUUGCUUCAGUGUUGUUGGAAGAUCUUGCAGUGUCCUUAACUGUGCCAUCUCCUUUGAAGUCUGAUUCUCAUCUUAGUUUCCUCAGAGCAGGAAUUGUUCCUGAAUCUGUUUCCGGAGAUAUAAUUGCAAAUUACAGUGAAGAUGCCCUGCUUGAAGAAGAUGCUUCAGAACAGGACAUACAUUUAACUUUGGAUUCUGAAAAUUCCAGCAGUUGCUCGUUGCCGAUUGCAGAUGAGCUUUCUGCUUUUCAGUACCACCCGAGUGAGCCUAUGCAAGCAGUUAUCAUGGAGAAAUCCAAUGAUCACUUUGUUGUGAAGAUAAGACGUGCUGUAUCUGCUGACUCCCCAAACUCUGAAGGCUCAUCAACCGAACAUACAGAGUAUGUCGUCCCUCAUUUGGAAGACUCAGAGGUUAAAGAUUUUGAGAACAGAAGUAGGAAUUCUGAUGACGUAAUAGUUCAGGGGGAGAGAAGUUCUAAUGUCCAAAGAAGUGAUAGGCGUUCUCAAGGUGAAACAGGCACUGAUGGCAGCCGUAUACCAAAGGCUGCUAAAGACAUAUUAGAGAAAAAAGAAGCAAAAAGUUUUAAACUGCAGUUUCCAAUAGAUUCAAGUACACCUGAGCAAACAAGCCAGGGUCUUAAAUCACUCAAAGAUUUAAGGCCUAAUUGUGAAACACUUGUCCCAACUGACAUUAAUGAGUCCUGCCAUGGAGGAAAGAGCAGCACUGAAUGUACAAAAGGGGUGGCUAUGACUCCAGACAAAUUAGAGGCAGAUCAUUUAUUUGGCACAGAUUUGUUUCCUCUGACCAUUGCUGAGGAAAGAGAUUCAGGCUUGAUCAAAAAGAGGAAAACAACAUUAAAAGUGGAGUCCUUUGCAAAGAGACCAAAAGUUUCAUCAGUCCUGGGUUCUCAGCUUGAAAGGAAGAAAAGUAAGCAAAGUAGUAAAAACAGUGGGAAGAAGGUGUCUACAGUAGAGAAGUCUGGCACAAAACACAAAAAAUCUUCUAGAGAUGGUGCUAUUCAGCGAUCAUCCAAGUGUUCUACCAAAAACCUGUCUGCGAAAAAUGUUAUUAAAAAGAAAGGUGAAGUCGUUGUUUCUUGGACUAGGGAAGAAGACCGUGCAAUUCUUGUUGAAUGUCAGAAGCAUGGACCAAAUGCAAAGACUUUUUUAUCUUUAUCCAUAACAAUGAAGAAGUUUCCAUAUCAGGUAGAAGAAAGGUUCAAGCAAUUGCUGAAGUUGUUCAAAAAGAGCAAACACCCCAAAAGCUGAGAAGUGUCAAAAGUAUAUACUCUUUUACAGUUUCAUCUCUUUGGACCAGAUCUAAAAUAGCGAGUCAAAUCUACAUUUUCACCUUUUCUAAAAUCACUAGUUGUAAUGUAUAUAUCACAUUAGUGGUCUCAUGAGUAUUUCUAUUUUUACUCUC